AAGAUGAGUGAAACUUUAUCAAAACCAAGAAACGUUAACCAUACUCUGAAAAAAUUGUACGAUUGGAUGGAGAAAGGGUUAAUCGAUAUUAACCCAGAAUUUCAACGUGAUGUUGUAUGGAAUUCUACUAAACAAUGCCUUUUAAUUGAUUCGAUAUUCAAAAAUUAUUACAUUCCACCUAUUUUAUUC
Messenger RNA from Rhizophagus irregularis DAOM 181602=DAOM 197198, 189 nucleotides. RefSeq lists its product as uncharacterized. The record is from RefSeq and is a predicted model, not a curated record. NCBI's taxonomy places the organism in Eukaryota, Fungi, Glomeromycota, Glomeromycetes, Glomerales, Glomeraceae.